Molecule: messenger RNA, 1413 nt
Organism: Plasmodium berghei ANKA
Lineage: Eukaryota; Apicomplexa; Aconoidasida; Haemosporida; Plasmodiidae
Product: conserved Plasmodium protein, unknown function
Exons: 1
Coding region: 1-1413 (470 amino acids)
Source: RefSeq, a predicted model, not a curated record
AUGAAGUAUGUACCACCCCAUUUAAGAGCAUAUACAGAUGCCAAAGAAAAACAGGAAACUGAAGUUGAAAAGGUAGAAAAAGAAAAAGAAAAAUUAGAAGCUAAACUUGAAGAAUUAGAACUAGAAAAUGAUAGUGAUACAGAAGGAGAUGAUUUUGAAAUCGUUUUGAAUAGUGUUGUUAUAAGUCAAAUUCAUAAAAACAAAGAUUUACGUGGUGAAUUGUUAGGGUAUUAUACUAAAAAUAGCGAUUCAAAAAACAAAAAACAAAAAAAAAAUAAAAAUAACGGUGAUGAUAAUGAAAAUGAUGAUGACGGUGAUGAUGAUGAUGAAGAUGAAAAUGACGAAGAUGACGAUGAUGCAAAUGGUAAUAAAAAAAAUAAAAGAUCUAAAGAAAAAAAUAAAAAAAAAAAUAAAAAUGAAUCAAAAAAAUUAGAUGUUGCUGAAAUUAACCAGUCUUUUUGUGUAUGUAAUAUUGAAGAUAUAUGUAUUGACAAAAUAACAAAAAUCACAAAUAAAUAUCAACUGUCAAAACAAAGACAUAGUGAACUAUUAAAUAAUUUGAACUUAUAUUUUAACAAAAAUAAAUAUGAAGAAGAAGGUGAAAAAUAUAUUAGUGAAGUUAAUAACUACUAUGAUGACUAUGUAAAUAUUAUGGCCGAGUUAAAUUUUGAAACAACUUCCUUUGGUUUUUAUAUUAAUAUAAAUGAUAUUAAAAAAAAAGAAGUUUUAGCUACACUUUUGUUAAGCUCAUUAAUUAAUAAAAAUUCCUUUGUUUUGUGCUUUUCCGAAAAAUACGGAAAAAUGAUUUUUUCAGCAUAUAAGAUAGAUGUCGAUGUUGUUUUCGAAAUUAAAAAUCAAAUUAAAAAUUCAACAUUUAAUCAGUAUACUGAUAUAUUAAAUGUAGAAUUAAAAAAAAAAGGUUUAACAAGUAAAAAUAUAUUACAAAAAGUUCCAAUACGUAUUAAAAAUUUUAUAGCUAAUUCAAUAUUUUUAAACAUGCUCAAAAAUAAAAAUAAAAACUUUUGUUCUUCUAUGGAUUAUUUAAAUACCUUAGAAGCCGAUUCAUUGGAAGAACAUAUACAUGACACUUGUAGAUCUUUAGAAUUGUUAAAAAAUGAACAAGAAAAAAUUAUGAAAUAUAAAAAAGAUGUAUUUAAACAAUUACAAACUCAAAAAAUUUAUCAAGAAAAAAAAAAACUUGAAAAUGAAAAAAAUAAAAUUGAACAUGAUAAUAUAGAUACUAAUGAAGAUGAUAUUAAUAUUCAAAAUAUAUUUAAAAGUAUACCACAGCCCUCUUUAUUAUUUCCUUAUGUAUUAACUAUGAGUAACAGUUUACUCAAUGAUAACAUAAACAAUUUGUGUAGUCAUGCCAUUGCAAAAUCUUAUUUAUAUUAUAAAAAUUCAAAACAGUAA